Ostertagia ostertagi is the source of this 294-nucleotide messenger RNA. NCBI's taxonomy places the organism in Eukaryota, Metazoa, Nematoda, Chromadorea, Rhabditida, Trichostrongylidae. The record is from the annotation of a GenBank genome assembly.
AUGCAAGGAGGCAGACCUGGCGCUGCCGGAAUGAUCGAGGAGAGUCGGCAUGACUCUCCAUUGUUUGCUGUUCAUCAAUCGAAGGAGAAUCGUAUGACCACGACUAAAAAAUUCCUCCGCUUGCCUGCUGUAAUCGAGGCCACCGGCUGGUCCCGCGCCACAAUUUGGCGCAAGGUGAAGGCAGGCGUGUUGCCGCCGCCGAUUCCCAUUGGCCCUAAGUCCAUCGCCUGGGACGCAGAGGAGAUCGCUCAAUGGCAGCAGCGCUGCAUAGAUGCCAGCCGUAGGGAUGUAUGA